This is a messenger RNA of Synchiropus splendidus (mandarinfish), 1539 nucleotides long. RefSeq names its product armadillo repeat-containing protein 1-like. Gene Ontology annotation, molecular function: metal ion binding; protein binding. The transcript is spliced from 7 exons. NCBI's taxonomy places the organism in Eukaryota, Metazoa, Chordata, Actinopteri, Syngnathiformes, Callionymidae. The record is from RefSeq and is a predicted model, not a curated record. The coding region runs from base 379 to 1209 and encodes 276 amino acids.
UGCAGCUGGGGGUCUCGUCUCACCGUGGACAGAAACAGACCGCAGAGUCCAGCUGUCGCUGGUUCUGGAUGUUCACAGAAACCGAUGAUGGUCAUGAUGGAGGUGAUGCAUCCUCUGCGACUCCAUCACCGCCCCCUCCUGCCGGGCUCGGUCAGGUGGUCCGUCACCAGGGACCAUCCAAUCACAGCGCCGCUUCUGUUAGUGCUGGUGUUGUACUACUAGCUCCAAGACUCACCCCGGAAGUGUCAGCGUCUCCAUCGGUUGAGCCACCAUCAGUGAAGACUGCGGCUCUCCAUCACCCACCAUGUCCGGACCUGGCUCCAGGUUGGCGGUGGAGUUUGACUCCUGGAGCUGCAGACAGUGAGAGAAGCUGUAGCCAUGAGCGAGGACCAGGAUGCCCUGGCUGUGGUCACCCAGCUGAAGGACUUGUCUGCUGACCCGCUGAAUCGGCGGGCCAUCGUUCAGGACCAGGGCUGUCUGCCGGGUCUCAUUCUGUUCCUGGACCAUCCCAACCCUCAGGUGGUCUACACCGCCCUGCUGGCGCUGAGGCACCUGGCUGAGUGUCGGGUCAACCGGGACCAGCUGAAGACCGAGCUGGGAAUGUUGUUGAGCCUACAGAACGUCGUACACAAGUCCACUACUCCCGGGGAGACCAAGCUCCUGGCCUCACAGGUCCUGGAGCUUCUGCAGGCAUCCGGCAAUGAGGAGGCUGAACCAGCCGAUGGGCCUGUGAGCAGCAGAAGGAGAGCCCGGUUCUUCUUGGGUUCCAGCAACAAAAGAGCCAAAACUGUGGUGCUGCACAUCGACGGCCUGGACGACUUGAGUCGUAGGGGUCAGUGUGAGGAGGCGCUGCUGAAGAUCCGUGGAGUCAUCAGCUUUACCUUUCAGAUGGCCGCGAAGAGGUGUGUGGUUCGGAUCCGCGCCGACCUGAAGGCCGAGGCUCUGGCCUCAGCCAUCGCGGCCACGCAGGUGAUGACCGCUCAACAGGUGCUGAAGACUGAGACCGGAGAUGAAGUCCUGGUUCCCUUCGCUCUGGAAGGUUCUUCACCUGAGGUGGAGCAGAACAUGAAGCUGCCCGACUACCUUCCAGAGGAUGAAGACCCGAACCAGGAUCCAGACCGGGCCGUCACUCACAUGAGCAGUGGUCAGGGAGGGGCAAGCUGGAUGGGUGCUGCUGCCAAUUUCCUCUCUCAAUCCUUCUACUGGUGACCCGCCGGGCCGCAUGGGUCUUCUUCAAGUUGUGUUGUGAUCCGGACCUGUGACCUGUUUAUUUCUGGUUUCAUGGUGUGUGCCUUUAAUUUCAGAUGUUCUCUUCGUCUCUCACGUGUCUCAUCUCCUCCCUCGCGGUCUGGUCCUGCUGCAGCUGGUGCAAGUUUGGCUCUGCAGGUCAGACGGCCUCCACCAGGUCUCUACACUGAUCCUCUCUGUGAGAUGGAGGGCUUUCUCUUGUGGCCUGAGCCGCACACAUUCCUCUUCUCGUAUUUGAAGACCCCUUGGAGUCGCUGUUUGUGUCACAAAAUAAAUAAAAGCAAGUCAAAA